AUGGCAACGAUAAAUGUAGGUGAAGUGGGCGGAAUCAUUUGCAUUGCAUUCGCUUGCUUGCCCACUGAGUACAAGGGAAAGCAACAACAAAAAAGGGGAGAGGAAGCGAGGAGAGAAGGAAAAACAGCCGACAUUCAGAAGUGUGUCGUGAAAAGAGGGAAGAGCGACAACAACUGCAAAAAGCAGUAG
Molecule: messenger RNA, 189 nt
Organism: Trypanosoma brucei brucei TREU927
Lineage: Eukaryota; Euglenozoa; Kinetoplastea; Trypanosomatida; Trypanosomatidae
Exons: 1
Coding region: 1-189 (62 amino acids)
Source: RefSeq, a predicted model, not a curated record